This is a messenger RNA of Microthlaspi erraticum, 243 nucleotides long. The record is from the annotation of a GenBank genome assembly. Lineage: Eukaryota; Viridiplantae; Streptophyta; Magnoliopsida; Brassicales; Brassicaceae.
AUGGGGAGAAAAGCUGGGAAUCUGUACAUAAACCCGAAAAAGCUCGGAGGCAUAGCGAAACCAUGUAUGAAGGAAAUGGUAGCGUUCCUCAACUGUAUGGGACUUAACCACUGCAAAGAUGAUAAAUGCGAGAAACAGAAGCAACUCUUGAGCGUUUGUAUGCAGGGACAGGCGGAUCAAAAGUCCAAGUCUUGGGGAAACAUUAACUACCAUUUGCAGAGGUUAACCCGUGGAAGAAAAUGA